Molecule: messenger RNA, 774 nt
Organism: Aspergillus puulaauensis
Lineage: Eukaryota; Fungi; Ascomycota; Eurotiomycetes; Eurotiales; Aspergillaceae
Exons: 5
Coding region: 1-774 (257 amino acids)
Source: RefSeq, a predicted model, not a curated record
AUGCCCCCUAAACGAAAGCGUUCUAAUGAUGCGCCCGACCAGGGCCAGACCACCAGGCGCAAGAAGCAAUACGCCCACUUGAAGCCUCAGGUGCGACACAUAUCGGAAAGAACAAUUAAGUCGAAAUGGUCAACACUCCCAGAGCCGACGCAAGACAAGAUCCGCGAUAUGUUCCGCGCCUUGGAGCGCCCUGUCAUCGUUCGGCAACAGAAUGACCGAAAACGCUACGAAGCUCAGGCAGCUGUUCAAGCUGUAGUGAAGAAUCUUGGAAAGCGACUACCUCGGAUGCCUUUUCCUCCGUUGACGAAAGAUUCGGUUUUCGAGUACGAAGCGGCCCUUAAGGAACACAGCGCGCUUGAGUCUUCGCUCUCGACAAUGAAUGAUAGUAUCGAUCUGCUCGAUAACGAGAUUGCAAAGGAGGAGGCGCUUCUCACAAAGGAAACAAAGCAACUGCAGGAAAUGGAGAAGAACGCAAAGCGUGCGGAGACAGAACGAAAGAGGCAGAUGAAGAAUGAACACCCCAUCCUACGACAGGUCGAGGACGGUCCUGGUAAACAAAUCGGGACCCCCUCCGAGUUUACUCUCUCCAACCCAAAGAAUUCGCAGUUGGGAUUUAAUGAGCUUGAGACCGACCCCGAGGUGUCUGGUUUGCUCAAACAAUUGAACAAUCACCUGAAGUCAAUACAGAGCAAUACCGACCCUCUCGCUGGACUUAAAGAUGCUAUUACACGGUCUCAGGCCGCGUUGAGCCUAGCAGAUAUGCCCGAUGACUGA